Messenger RNA from Solea senegalensis (Senegalese sole), 1703 nucleotides. RefSeq lists its product as uncharacterized. The transcript has 6 exons. The record is from RefSeq and is a predicted model, not a curated record. Lineage: Eukaryota; Metazoa; Chordata; Actinopteri; Pleuronectiformes; Soleidae. The coding region runs from base 1 to 1062 and encodes 353 amino acids.
AUGGUAGGAGGGAGAGGAGCCGAAAGGCUCCAAUCUCGACUACUGCACCCAGGGAGCAGGGGAGGGCGGAGCGUGAGAGGCUCCAAUCUCAACUGCUGCACCCAGGGAGGGAGCAGGGGAGGACGUGAGUCCUUUUUCUGUUGUAGGCUUUAUAAAGCUAUAUUUAAAAGUUUAUAUAGGACCAAUAGUAUUACUAAAGCUUCAGAGGAAGCAAAACUUUUAUGCCAGCGGGUGCACCCUAUAAAAUGGCUAAAUGGUUUCUCAGUUUUUCAUGGUUUCUCAAGGGAUUUCUCAGGCUCCAAUCUCAACUGCUGCACCCAGGGAGGGAGCAGGGGAGGACCUGAGUCCUUAUUCUGUUGUAGGCUUUAUAAAGCUAUAUUUAAAGGUUUAUAUAGGACCAAUAGUAUUACUAAAGCUUCAGAGGAAGCAAAACUUUUAUGCCAGCGGGUGCACCCUAUAAAAUGGCUAAAUGGUUUCUCAGUUUUUCAUGGUUUCUCAGUUUUUCAUGGUUUCUCAAGGGAUUUCUCAGGCUCCAAUCUCAACUGCUGCACCCAGGGAGGGAGCAGGGGAGGACCUGAGUCCUUUUUCUGUUGUAGGCUUUAUAAAGCUAUAUUUAAAGGUUUAUAUAGGACCAAUAGUAUUACUAAAGCUUCAGAGGAAGCAAAACUUUUAUGCCAGCGGGUGCACCCUAUAAAAUGGCUAAAUGGUUUCAAGGUUUUUCAUGGUUUCUCAGUUUUUCAUGGUUUCUCAAGGGAUUUCUCAGGCUCCAAUCUCAACUGCUGCACCCAGGGAGGGAGCAGGGGAGGACCUGAGUCCUUUUUCUGUUGUAGGCUUUAUAAAGCUAUAUUUAAAGGUUUAUAUAGGACCAAUAUUAUUACUAAAGCUUCAGAGGAAGCAAAACUUUUAUGCCAGCGGGUGCACCCUAUAACAUGGCUAAAAUGGUUUCACAAGGGUCUUGUGGUAUUUCAUGGUUUCCAAGAGACCCCAAGGUCUCAAAUAUGCUACAGCACAAAAAACAGUGACUUUCAACAUGACCUUCAGACAGCACUUAGCUGUGACUGAAGGCUGUUUGACUGUGUGCUGUGUGCUGUGUGGCUGUGUGCUGUGCUAUCUGCGCAGUGCAAUGUACUGUUUCUGGACUUGGUCCACGCAAUUGGGUGCAAUGAAUUUUAUUGGGUGCUCGCAAAAAAAAAAAAAUGGAUCCGUCGCAAUGCAGCGCAAAACAUGGAAACUUGGGAGCCACAGUCCCCUCCCCCUGGUCUGCGCCACCUGAACGAAAAAGGGUGGCAAAUCUCCCCAAAUCUCUCUGGCUAAAGUGACUGCUGCUUUGACCGAUACAAUGGAACUGGAUCGGACCCUAUGGAACUACAUUGGACUAUACUUACUGUAGCAUAUCUCUUUUGUAAAAAAGAUCUGUUGCACAGAUCUGUUGUACAUGUAAUUGGUUGUAUCUGUCCUCUCAUUGUAUGACGAGUCAGAACUGAGCUGUGACUUAAGUGACUGGGAUGUUUGCUGCUGCUUUUGUUUUUUUUCUUUCUACUCUAUUCCAGAAGAGAUACAUACUUCUGGAAUAGCCCCCCUGGUCAGUGGCCACCAUGACACAAAAAGAACCUAUGGGGGUGAGUAUCCCAAUAUCCUCCUGGCUCAAGUAACUGGUGUUUGUUGCUGCUUUGUGGGGGGGUGUUUUCUUUCUACUCUAUUCC